Tigriopus californicus is the source of this 1604-nucleotide messenger RNA. Its product is annotated as meiosis regulator and mRNA stability factor 1-like. The record is from RefSeq and is a predicted model, not a curated record. The transcript is spliced from 8 exons. Bases 321 to 1604 code for a protein of 427 amino acids. Gene Ontology annotation, molecular function: RNA binding. Lineage: Eukaryota; Metazoa; Arthropoda; Copepoda; Harpacticoida; Harpacticidae.
AACUAGGGCUGGCCGUCGGCUUGAAUCUCACUUGGUUCUGAUCAGUCGUGGUGGACAGAAGCGGUGUUCGUCCUUGGCCUUUUUCCUCUCAUUCGGUACUUUCCUUACUCGUCUGGCUAAGGAUUUUUGAGGAUUCCCAUCAUCGUCCUCGUUUUAGUACUCUCUUCAUCAUUGCUUGAUUAUUGAAUACCCAAUUAAACUUUCAAACUCAAAGUUGCUGCCCACACCUUCCAUCUACAUCGACUGUACCAAUUUCAAUCAAUUCUACCUUGAUUUCUUCUUGAGUUCAAUCAAUUCAUUUGAUUCCCCCUCAUCUGACCAUGAACAACCACGUCAAAGACGGCUUCUAUCCGGAUCGCUCCUUGUCUUCUAUAUCGACGGAAAGUGAGGGCUUGAGUUCACCCACUUCACCGCACGAUUUGUUGCCCCCUUUGGCCGCGCUAUUCGAGCCCAUGGGGCUAUCUGGCGAUGGCGGGAGCGGCCACCACGCUCAUGCUCAUGGGUCAGCUUCUGGCUCAAGUGAGUUGCGCCGUCUGCGCCAUCCACACUCUCACGUGCAGCCCCAGCCACGCUCUCUGGGCCACUCUCUGGAUUACGCUGAGAGCGCGCAACUCUUCGAGGAGCGCUUACGGCACAAUUACUUGGCGUAUGCGGCAGUGGCAGCAGAUGAAGUUCAUGGUCCGCCUUCGAACAAUGUACCGCCCAGUCCCGUGGAACUCAUGGUCACCAACUUGGAUCAAAGUAUUGAGCAAAGAGAGCUCAAAUCCAUCCUCAUCACCAUGUUCGAGCCUUUUAAAGUGCGUCAAAUCAACGUGUUCACCCAAUCCGAUGGCAACACCUCGGCGUCCGUGAAAAUGGCCUCCUUGGAGGACGCUCAAUUGGCCAUCAGUCGCUUGCAUCGGAGUAAAGUUGGAAAUAAGCGCAUUCUCAUCAACUACAACAACACAAACACGACCAAUCCGGCCAUUCUGAGGAAGAAAGUGAUCUCCAUCUUGAAGGAGGUCCCUGAGGGGCGAUUGCAGUUGUUCAAGUUCCGUGACAUGUUCGAGAAGCGCUACGCCAGUUCCAUCGGAGUCUCGGAUUUGUACAAGAUCAAAGAUGUGGUCAGCAUCACCGAAGAAGUCUCAGGUCGUAUUGUAUGUUUGAAUGCGUAUGCCAAGUACUUCAAUGACGAGAAUAACCUGGAAUCCAAGUGUCCCAUUCAUGCCCCAAGCAAUGAGGGAGAAGGAUGGGCGGAGAAAGAGGCGGGUACACAAUUGCCAAGUGUGAGCGUGUCUUUGGCUGUUCUUGGGCCAAAUUUGAAGCAAGUCUUAAAGGUAUGUGUCAAUCUUGGACCUGGUGGGAUGCCGCCCACGAGUCUGGGCGGACUUCCCGGGGGACCCAACAACUUGGGUCAUCUGACCUUGACUAAUCAGUUGAAUCAGCUCUCUCGGUAUUUAGUGGACCUCCUCAAGAGCCAAAAGGGCACCAAGAUACUCUUCCAACGCUUCAUUCCCGCUUACCACCACCAAUUUGGAACCCAACUCAGACUCAACAGCGCUAUCAAAUAUGACGAUCAGAGCUUUCAAAAUCUGGAAAACAGCUACACCGUUUUGGAAUCCUGA